Messenger RNA from Pelobates fuscus (common spadefoot toad), 5792 nucleotides. It is a transcript of the gene NSMF, whose product is annotated as NMDA receptor synaptonuclear signaling and neuronal migration factor. Gene Ontology annotation, cellular component: nucleus; cytoplasm. The transcript is spliced from 16 exons. Lineage: Eukaryota; Metazoa; Chordata; Amphibia; Anura; Pelobatidae. The coding region runs from base 184 to 1803 and encodes 539 amino acids. Gene Ontology annotation, biological process: regulation of neuronal synaptic plasticity; positive regulation of neuron migration. The record is from RefSeq and is a predicted model, not a curated record.
AUAAGGAAGCCAUGUCCAUAGAUGGCUGUGGUUUCCUGAGGCAGGGCCAGUGAGUGUGACUGUGAGUGUGCAUUGCCCUCCCUCCUGCAGCAAUCAAUGAGAGCAGCCCUGAGACUGCUGGCUGCACAGGGUCUGCAGCAGGGCUGGUGAGGGGCUAGUAUUCUGCCAGCCAGGGGCCCCUGCAUGCUACCAGCUGGGCUGAUCGGAUGUGGCCCCCAAUCUGCCCCUGUAUCAAGGAUGGGCACAGCUGUAUCCAAGAGGAAGGCUCUGAGGAAUGACCCCAUCUCCAACGUAGCAGCUAAAGUUCGAGCAGCGAGGGCUUUUGGAGAGUACCUGUCUCAGACCCAUCCUGACAGCCAGAACGGAUCAGAUCACCUCCUUGUCCAAGAGGACUCUCCGGAAAUGCUACAAGCAUCUCAGAAUAAGCGUCGUCUUUCCGCCAUUUCAGACAACAAGCUUGAAAGGAGCUUCUCGGAGGAGCACAGAGAGACACUGCCCAGUGACGGGACCAAACCUCGCGUCUACACCAUCUCCGGCGAGACCACCAUGCUUUCCGACCAAGAGAGCGGCAGCAUGGAGCUGGUGGUGAUGAAGGAUAAUCGUCAUCAUCAUCACUCCCAUCACCAUCAGCCCUUGCAGAACUCAGGCAGCGCACAUAACAUCACCAGGCCAUCAAAAAGCUGGUCGGGCAGCCGGCAGAACUCGAAGGAGUGCCCGAACUGCGCCAGACUGACCGUGCCAACGCAACACUCCUUUGAUCUCGAGCAACACCAAGCCAACGAGUCUGGAUGGCGCAGGAAGAAGCUGGAACGCAUGUACAGCAUCGACAGGGUGUCUGAUGACGUUCCCAUCCGUACUUGGUUUCCUAAAGAAAAUCUUUUCACCUUUCAAACUGCGACGACAACUAUGCAAGCUAUCUCGGCUUUCCGAGGCUAUGCCGAGAGGAAGAGGAGGAAGAGAGAAAAUGACUCAGCUGCUGUAAUACAGAGGAAUUUUCGCAAACAUUUACGAAUGGUUGGAAGUCGAAGAAUGAAAGCGCAGAGCUUUGCAGAUCGCAGAGAAAGGAGCUUUAGUCGAUCCUGGAGUGAUCCAACGCCAGUAAAAGCCGACUCCAUUCACGAUUCAGGAGAAAGCCAUGAUUUGCAGACAUCGUGCACCACGCUCGACGAGCAAUGCGAGGACCUGAACUGGGAGGCCGAACGCGAGCUGGAGAUUCUGUCGUGUGAUGGGGAAGACUUUAUUCCACCCAAGAUUAUGCUAAUUUCAUCCAAAGUUCCAAAAGCUGAAUACAUUCCGACAAUAAUCCGAAGAGACGACCCAUCCAUCAUUCCCAUUCUCUAUGACCACGAACAUGCAACAUUUGAAGACAUUCUAGAGGAGAUCGAGAAGAAACUCAAUGUCUACCGAAAGGGAUGCAAAAUUUGGGAGAUGCUCAUAUUUUGCCAGGGAGGUCCCGGGUAUUUGUACUUGUUAAAAAAUAAAGUUGCAACUUUUGCCAAAGUGGAAAAAGAAGAGGAUCUUAUAUUGUUCUGGAGACGGCUGAGCAGACUAAUGAGCAAAAUGAACCCCGACCCCAAUGUAAUCCAUAUUAUGGGGUGCUACGUACUAGGAAAUCCCAACGGGGAGAAGCUUUUUCAGAAUCUGAAGAACCUUAUGAGCCCCCAUCACAUUGAAUUCAAAUCACCUCUUGAGCUUUCGGCACAAGGUAAGCAGCUGAUAGAGACCUACUUUGAUUUUCGUCUCUACCGUCUGUGGAAAACUCGCCAGCACUCCAAACUGCUAGAUUACGACGACAUUUUAUGAGCCUACGGAGAUCCCACAUUGAAUGGGAAUGGUGUUUCAACUUGACCACUUUUUGAAAAAAGUUUGCUGGGGGAUGAAUGAGCCCACCAAAAGGGAUCUUCCAAAAUGGAGAAGAUAGGACCCGAUGAGAAGGAAGGAGAAGAGAGUGGAGUUAAUCUACUUGCCAGGGGUUGACCUCGGAAGUAAAGUUGGAGAGAAGUUUCGGAGUCAGAAGAUGGAGAAUAUGUUACAGAUGGGAAGUCUCUGCUGUACUGGGCUUCACCACUUCAGGGCAAAAUACAAAUAGAUACCAGGGCCCUAUAUUUUAAGGUCCUUGUAAGACUUAAGCUCAGGUUUUCUUAAGACAAUAAUAUUAAUAAUUCUUGCACUAAUUGGCAAGGAGUCCGACUAGCCUUUAAAUAUCACAGUGGACCUUUUUUUUUGGUAGCAAAAUCCAGGUGACUUUUAUAUAUUUACUUCACAUUACGGAUUGAAGACCAAGCUCACGAGCCUGGAGACUCGCGUUAUCAUAGCCAAUGGUGCGAUCUGUACGUGACUACACCUAGAUAUAGCUAUACACACACACAUAUAUAUAUAUAUCUCCGUAGGGGCCUAGUAACAUUUUGUGGAUUUUCAUCUAGACAAUAAGUGCAAUUUAUUAUUUAUUUUUAGAGGUUCUAAUAGUAGAUUUAAUAGUUAACAUUAAUACCGUGCAGACGUGUUUAUUUUGGUUUUAACUGCUCUGCACUGUUAGGAGUUAAACAGCAGUAAUGGGGGAUAUGAUCUGCAGCGAUUUAAAAAUCACCAGCAACCAGCUGCAGAACUCACGACACAGAUCGUGUUUUGGACGGGGUAAGAGGUUAAAAAAUUAGCUGCUGAUAAACCAAAUGUUUUAUUGCCUAUUAUAAAAAAUCCUUAAUCCUGUAGGAUGCUUUUUGCGGUUCCCGAACUCACCUAAUCUCUACUAUCUACUUACAAAGUGUCCAUAUUGAUUAUAGGUGUGUUUAAUAGACUUUAGUAGAGCCUACAAUAUACUAUGCUAGACUUUAUAUCAUAUCUAAUUUAUAAGAUGUAAGAAUGUGUGUAUAUCUAAUUUAUAUAUACAUAUAUCUAUACACACAGUGUACAAAACUGCUAAUUAUUUAUUUACAUACGCAGUGACCUUGACGUGACUAGUCAUAUUAAAUGGGUGCCAUUUUAUUUUCCACUAUGCUGGGGGUCAUAGGUUAGGUCUUAUAUAUAAUAUAAUUGAAUUAUAGGCCUGCAGUCUUCUGAUGUUGUGGUGGGAACAAGCCAGCGCUCACCUUCCUCCCCCCUCCCUCCACCCUGUCCACUAGAGACCCCUAAUAAGACUAUGCCAUUGAUAUUGAUCUAUUUUGUAUUAUUCCUAGCUGUGCAGGGAAUAUAUAUAUAUGUAUAUAUAUUCAUAUUUUAAUGUGUCCAUUUGUAUUAAUACCACUAAGGUGUCUUUGACAAGCCUGUGGGGUCUAGAAUGCAAACUAUGUUUACCCAAUAAUACCAUCAGAACACAACGUGUUUAUGGACCCCAGUUUUUGCUUGAUUUUGGGUCCAAAACACACUAUUUAAUCAUCCUCCAUCAAGCAGCACUUGUUCCUACUCCACAAGCAAUUUUAUACAUCGUAACGCGUACUGUGUCACAGUUUAAGUUAUCCUGUGCUGUCGUCCCCCCUUGUAGAGGGUGUUCGUUAUAUGCUUUAAGAGCUAGGACUGCAUCAGAAGUAUUCAUGCAACAGAAGAUUUGUUUUUUAAACUCUUACAGUAACUGUAGCAUAUUUUUCUUGGCAGACAUUAUCUCAAAACCCCAUUAAAUUCUAAAAUGCACAAGAAAUAUAAUUAGUUAUGUAAUUAACUUGGAAUAUAUCAGAACAUGCUACAAUUUGUUGGUGACCCACCAGUGGAUUUCUCAAUAACAUGCCCGGAGACCAACAUAUUUAAUCUAAAUUUGAGAUUUAAACACAACCCGUCUCAUUGGGUAGAACCUCUGUCAUUCCAUCCAGUGCCUUUAGCCCCAGUCGAGGCUGGCUCGCCAAUAACAACUUAUGAAUAUUCAAAUCUUUUAAGGUGUUUAUUUUCUUUUUGUAUCACAGUUUGCUUGUAACAUACGCAAUGAAAUGAAAAGUAAAUCACAGCAUUUGCAUUCGAAUACAUUUCUAACCUUUUGAAAUUGAUGCGUUGUUCUUCUCUCGACAAAGAGAGCUAAUUAAAAGAUAAAUAAACAGGAUUAAUUAUUGUAGGAUGUGGGGAAAUAGUUGUAAAGAUUUUAGGUCCAUUUUAGCCACUUUUGUUUUUCAAUUUACAUGACGACUUCUAGAUAACUAACUUGUAUAGAUAACUUAAACUAUACAUUGUAUAGAUUAUUAGUGCUAAAUAUUUGUAGACACACUAACUGUUGAAUAGGAUAUUCAUUUUAAAGAAUAAAACUAUUUGCUGAAUAUAUUAAAUACAUUAAACUAACAUUUUAUAGGCUAAUAUAUCCUUAAUGUAUAGAAUAGCUUUGAUUGGAUUUAGCAUACAUUAACGUAUGUUAAUUAAUGGGAGAAAAAGUUGUUUAUAAAUGUCCAGGUAUUCAAAAGAUAUACACCAUUUUACCAAAUACAUUAAAACAGGAUUAUAGUAAAAAAAAAAAAAAAAAUGUGCAAAAUAAGGUUAAUGAAAAAUGAAAUCGCGUGACUUCCAGAAAAUGUCUAGAAAUAUUUUCUUUGAUGAGAUAAUGUAUGGAGAUUUAUUUAUCUUUGAGAACAGUUUACUUGUACAGAUAUAUGCAGUGAAAUUGGGGAUUGUAAAGGGGUAUGUGGGUCAAUCGAUUAAAUAGUGUAUGACUGUUAAAAACCAAAUCCAAUUAACUCACUUACGUAGUGUUGAGAGACCUUUAAAAAAAAAAAGAAAACGUUCGGCACCAAUUCUACGGAAUUCCUUGUUUGAUGCAGCGUGAAAUGUAUCCUGUGUUAAAUUGUCGGAAGGUUGGACAGCUAUUUAUAAUUCAGAAAGAAAUAUUGAAUUUCUAGAUUAACCUUCUCUGUGCGUGUUUUAAAGAUUAUAGGUCACUAUAGAGUGAUUGACAUGGAAACGCUGAAUACUUUUAAUGAAAGGUAAUCAUUUUAUUAACUGUGUGAAAUUAAGAGCACAGGCAUCUAAGAGAUUAGUUGCAUUACCUUAUCUUUAAAUAGUUUAAUUUAGUUCCUACUUCAUCAGUCGACAAAAGGUCUCAACUUUACACUACGCUUUUCUUGAUUACUCUUAAUAAUCAAAAAGAGAGUUUGUAGCUCAUGUGCACUAAGGGAAUAUGCAGAUUAAAUUUCAUGUUGUGAUUAAAUGAUAAAAGGAAUGAUUUCUUGUUAAAAUCUUUUUGGACUCUUGUUACUGUGCGGUCAGAGAAGAGACUGGAGAUACCGUUAUUAGAAUUGGACACACAAGCAUAAACUUGCCAGCGUUCUCAAACUCAAUUUGGCAAUUUGCCAGAUCAUUUUAUAUUGUGCUCUGUGUAGGCAGUCUGAUUGCCACGAGUUUUUAUUUUUUAUUUAUUUUGUGUGUGUGUGUGUGUGUGUGUGUGUGUGUGUGUGUAAUAUCCGCUGGUGCAAUAAGAACUGAGACUUUGUUGUAAGGUAAACUUGCUGGGGUCAUUCUGGAAGCCACUAGGCGAUGUAAGCCCGACGCAUUUCAAAGCACUGAAUAAUUACAGUUUUUCUCACCAUUUGGGGAUUUGAGCUCAGCUUCUUCCCUGUAUAGAACCACCAUAUCACCUACGUACGCCGCACCUGCUAUAACCUUUUAUCUUGCUAUACAAAACGAAGACACUGACAUCUGCGUAGGUUAAUAACGUAAAAUGCUCUGAUUUUAUGUCGUGUGGAAAGCCUUUUACAGUUUGUAUUUUUUAAAAUCUUUCCAAAGUGCAAAAUAGCCAUGUGUUUCUGGAUGACAGAACAGUGAAAGAAAAAUUCUUGUUCAGUCAUUUCCUAAUAAAAAAUAUUAAAUAAAAUUUACCUCGUUAA